CAUAUGAACGCGAUUUCACUGUUUAUUGAAUCCAAUCGUCGACACAAUUGACGACACAAUCGACACAAUCGUCAACACAAUGUCCGGAGAAAUCCAUUUCGACACUUAUCUCAACACACAAUCGCAACACUCGGACGAGAGUCACGACGAGAGACAGUGUAUUGUGUUGUCCAACGCUUUCGAUCAACUCAGACAUCGGGAGGCCAUUCAAGGCAUGGAUUCGCCCGACAAUCACUCCCCGCACUCAUGGCGUAUGAAAGACAGGAUGAAGACCGUGAGUGUGGCUCUGGUGUUGUGUCUGAACGUUGGAGUGGAUCCGCCGGACAUAAUAAAGCCAAACCCGUGUUCAGUACUGCAGUGUUGGGUCGACCCGUUCUCAUUGGCCCCGCAGAAGGCGUUGGAAGCGAUCGGCGCUAACCUAUUGAAGCAAUACGAACGAUGGCAGCCCAGGGCUCGCUAUAAGCAAAGUUUGGACCCAACUGUGGAGGACGUGAAGAAGUUGUGCACAUCUUUGCGCCGCAACGCUAAAGACGAACGCGUUUUGUUCCACUAUAACGGACACGGAGUGCCCAAACCCACAGUCAAUGGAGAGAUUUGGGUCUUCAACCGAAGUUACACGCAAUACAUACCACUGUCUGUCUAUGAUUUGCAGCAAUGGAUGGGUUGGCCCUCAAUAUAUGUGUUGGAGUGCUCUAACGCCGGAACUAUUGUCGACUCUUUCACUCAGUUUGCGAUACAACACGAAAAAGAGUACGAAAUGAAUUUGAAUACCAAUACGUCGAGCAAUGGUUCGCCAUUUCAUCACCAAAUGGCACCAAACUAUAAGAAUUGCAUUCUUUUGGCCGCUUGUGCUAAGAAUGAGUUGUUGCCAAUGCAUCCCGACUUACCGGCGGAUCUGUUCUCUUCAUGUCUGACAACACCGAUCAAAAUCUCGCUUCGAUGGUUCAUCAAACAAAGUGCCGGCAAAUUGGUUCCGGCCUUCUCUUCAUGUCUGACAACACCCAUCAAAAUCUCGCUUCGAUGGUUCAUCAAACAAAGUGCCGGCAAAUUGGUUCCGGCCGUCAAUUUAGAGCUGUUGGACAAAAUUCCCGGACAAUUGUCGGACAGGAGAACAAUGUUAGGCGAACUGAACUGGAUUUUCACUGCAAUUACCGAUACAAUCGCGUGGAAUACUUUACCCCGCGAUCUGUUUCAACGCCUAUUCAGACAAGACUUAUUAGUGGCGAGUCUUUUUCGCAACUUCUUGUUGGCCGAGAGAAUAAUGCGAACGUAUGACUGCACUCCCAUCUCAUACCCGGCACUCCCGCCCGCAUACCAUCACCCGAUGUGGAAUGCGUGGGAUUUGGCCGUCGAUUUGUGUUUAGCACAACUCGACCCCAUUAUCAAUGAAAACGCUCAGUACAAACACAGCCAAUUCUUCUCUGAACAAUUGACUGCCUUUGAAGUGUGGCUCAAAUUAGGCGCUCGACCCGACAGACACCCCGAACAGCUCCCAAUUGUACUACAAGUGCUUCUCAGUCAAGUCCAUAGGUCUCGGGCUCUGGAUCUUUUGGGACGGUUCCUAGACUUGGGUCCCUGGGCUGUGCAUCUGGCGCUUUCUGUUGGAAUUUUUCCAUAUGUCUUAAAAUUAUUGCAAAGCUCUGCCCGAGAACUCAGACCUCUUUUAGUGUUUAUUUGGGCGAAAGUAUUGGCUGUCGAUCAGUCAUGUCAGGCAGACUUAGUCCGAGAUAAUAGUCAUAGAUAUUUCCUGAGUGUACUCUCAGAUCAACACAUGCCCGAAGAGCACAGAACAAUGGCUGCGUUUGUGAUGGCCUGCAUUGUUAAGAACCAUUUGGCCGGACAGGAAGCGGCACUUCAAGGAAACACACCAUCGAAUGGAAACUUAAUCGAUCACUGUCUGGAACAGUUGCAGUCCCAGUGUUCCGACGGCUACAGUGCACCCAUCGGUUCCACACCAUUAUUGCGCCAAUGGUUAGCCAUAUGUUUGGGCCAUAUAUGGGAGAACAAUGCGAACGCCCGUUGGAUCGGCACUCGAAACACUGCUCACGAAAAACUAUUUGUUCUGCUGGAAGACCCGGUGCCGGAAGUGAGGGCUGCGGCCGUCUAUGCUUUGGGAACGUUUAUUAAUAGUGUAACAGAACGGACAGAUCACGCAAACGCUUUGGACCAAAGCAUUGCUAUCACUUUAAUUAAUAAAGUGUUGAACGAUAGCUCACCACUGGUUCGCAAAGAACUAUUAGUAGCACUUCAUUGGUUAGUCUUAAUCUUUGAGAACUGUUUUAUGUCAAUCAUAAUCAAGUUAGACGACAAAAACAGAGAAAUGGCUCAAAACUCGCAUAUGUCUGCCUCUAACAUAGACAACUAUCUAAGUGUGGGAACGCCGCCACAGGGACUGCGCAAAGUUGCGUCGCGCGACCGCUUGUCUGCCAUAACUAAUAAGUUCCUAUCGGUUCCCAUUUCGAUAACUCCUAAUUCACACCAACAUUUCGGUCCGGGAGAACCGAUUACUCCACCCAACCAUUCGGCUGUUCACAACAUUCCCAUAAAAAGAGUCAACUCUUCCAAUUCACUACACAAUUACCAGACAAACUCUGGCGCCAUAUCUGGCUCUGCGAUCCCUAAUGUGUUUAAUACGAUAUGGAAGACGAUCACAGCGUAUGCCAACGACCCGUUCCCAGAGGUGGCGUCAAUGGCCCGAACAGUGAUCGACGAAAUGAAAGCACGCGCUUAUCAGCCGUUGACGGCUUACGACUCACUCAAAGAGUCUAAUUCGGAACAGUCUUUAUCGGAGCCCAACUCACCCAACAAUAUGCAGUCCUUUAUGAGUGAAUCUCCCACUUCUAACACUGGAAAUCCCUCUCAAAGAACGACACCCAAUAGAGAAAGUCUAAACAAACCGAAUAUGACUUCUCCUUUCCCUCAUAAUAAGGGAUUACAUUAUUAUAACACAAAACGGCAUAUCUUUGGUCGAGAGCCCAGUGUUUCUGACAAAAGCCAAGACGGAAACGCUGACGAGUUGUCAAACUGUCAGCGCGAACCUCUCAUCAGUACCUCAUUUAUUGAGUGGUGUACUAAACACUUCAGUCAACCCUACGCUUCAAAUAUGAAUUACUGUGAGAAUACCGACUUUGAAAGCCAUUCUCAUUAUGAGAAAGAGUGGAAAACCAGUCGAAACCGAUCGCUGGAAGAAAGUGCGAGGAAGGAGUUGAUGAGCGCCGAUCCCUCACAAAUCGGGGAACAGAUAUUUCACCAAAAGAACGCCAAUUCUCCGCAACACUUGGUUUUCCAUCCCUUCGAAAACAGACUUAUUGUCGGCGAAAGAGAAUCAUUCAGUGUUUGGAGCUUUGAUUCUCAGCAAAACUUUCAUAAUAACUAUAAUAAUAACAACAAUAAUAAUAUAACUCCAGUACUAUUGGGCACUCAUUCAAACCAAAACUCGUUGCCGUCCAGAAUAACAAACAUUCAAUUGAUUAAUACUCACGAUUUGACUCAACUCAUGACUGGUUGCGACGACGGAUCAGUUAGGGUUUGGAGGGAUUUCACGCUUAACGACAAAUCCGAAAAACCGAAACUUGUGACGGCUUUCCAUAUCUUCAAUGAUAUGCAGCCGUCAUCUAAGAGUGGAGUCAUAUUAUCGUGGAAUCAAUGGCAACACAAACUCAUAGCGUCCGGAGAGACUCGAGUGAUUCGUCUCUGGGAUGCGACCAAAGAGAUGAAAAUCCGAGACUUAAACACUGGCGCUGACUCUUGCGUCACUUCCAUUUCCAUCGAUGACUACCAUCUCAUUUGUGUCGGUUGUAGUGAUGGAAGUGUUCGCGUGUUUGACGACAGACUUAUGCCACACGACAGUCGCGUUCAUACAUUUUACGAGCACAAGGGAUGGGUAGUGAACGCACACAUAUACCCACACGAAGACCGCUUCCUCAUCAUCAGUGGAAGUCUGACGGGAGAUAUCAAAUGGUUCGACAAGAGGAACGCCACGCAUCCCAUUAAGUCUAUCAGUACUGGACUCGGAAUGACAGCAAUGAGUGUCCACUCGGAAGCCAAUGUCUUCGCCUGGUAUAUCACUCAUACCAUUCAUAUCAUUAUAAAUUGUUUAUUAAUACAUUAUUUUGUGCUUAACAGUGGAUUAGGGAAUCAAAACCUGCCGAACGGCUAUCCGUCCAUUAAUUUGUACACAUUUGACGGCUUGUGCGGCAAUACUAUACGAUAUUACGAUGGAUUCAUGGGUAAUAGAUUGGGACCCAUAUGUAGUCUUGCUUUCCAUCCCAUAAAAGCACAACUGGCCGCUGGAACCACUGAUAAUUCCAUCUCAUUGUAUAGACCUUCGAAGCUAUCGAAACAUUUC
Molecule: messenger RNA, 4348 nt
Organism: Medioppia subpectinata
Lineage: Eukaryota; Metazoa; Arthropoda; Arachnida; Sarcoptiformes; Oppiidae
Source: the annotation of a GenBank genome assembly